ACGACCUGCCGGAGUAACUCGGAUUCGUUUGCCUUCGACAUGACGUCAUUGCUGAAUGAAGAAAGAAAGUCGCCUAAUGACUGUAAUCGAACGCACCCACAGGACUGUUCCUGUUACGGCAGCUUUGUAUUUACUUGGGGUUGCGGGGAUAUUUCCCAGGUUCGUAGUUCAAAUUGAAUUUUCCGCGGACGAAUCGCGGUUACCUCACGCCAAUGGCGGACUUUACAAGGAUCCGCUAACGAGGUACGAUUCCAGCCGUUGAGCGCAGCAGCUCCGUUCGAAAGAGGCCAAAUCAGCUGAUGCCCACUCGGCAAAUGUUGCCGCGAAAGCGACUGCAUUUGAUCGUCGCCUCUGCGCCGUCCGAUGCCUGGAUCGGCCCCUGUGCUCCGAUGGGAACCUCGACGCCGACCGAAGCAUCGUAGCGCACCGGGUCAGCAUGGAGCCGGGGACCGUCGUAAAGGCGCUCUACGACUUCAAUUCGGGGCUGGAAGGGGAGUUGCCCCUCAAGACCGGAGACUUGGUGCAGGUGGUGGAGUCCGUGGACAAGCACUGGACGCUCGGCAGCGUGCGUGGCGCACGGGGCAAGUUCCCCACCGCCUUCGUGGUCGAGGUCAAGCUGCCUCCGGUCCUGCCUGGGCAGCAGCUCUUCGCGGCCACCGCCGAUUUUUCCUCGGACGUUGACGGCGACCUCAGCUUCCGAUGCGGCGACCUGAUUGUGGGCGUGAGCGCGGUGGACGACAACUGGUGGCGGGGCCGGCUGGGGGGCCGGGAUGGCAUCUUCCCGCUGUCCCACGCCUGGCAGCUGGAGGCCCCGAAGACGUCCCGGGGCCCCUGGAAGGCCGACCUGUGGGCACGGGCGCUUCAGGACCUCUCGGCCCAGCUGGACGACGAGAUGAGCCUCGCCAGGGGAGACCUUGUGCAUGUCACCCAGAUCCUCGACAAGGACUGGUUCUGGGGGGAAUGUAACGGACUGUCCGGAAAGUUUCCACGCAACUUCGUUGCCCUCGUUUCGGACAUUGAGACGCCUGACCUCUCAGUCUGCCCCGCUGAUUCGUCUGAGCCGGCUCCUAGCGAGAGUUCGCCCGCCAGUGCCGUCCCAGCUCCGCCAAAACCUCAGCGAAGCUUCGAGGUUGACCCAUCCACGGAGCCGACGACGCGAGUCGCGUUGUCAGAGCCAUCCGAACUCGUAGCCGGCGGCUACCACAACCUCAACUCCGGCCUCGCCCCCUACGGGAGAACAAAGUUCCCGUUCGUGGCGCAGUACCCUAACGAACUUUCGUUUGGAGUGGGUGAACUUGUCACGCUCGUUCGCCACGUCGACGACGAGUGGACGGAAGGCGAGCUUGGCGGGAAGGCCGGUCUCUUCCCCACGGAAUACGUGGACGUCAUCGUCGAUUGCGCGAGUCCGAACGCCCCCGACGCCUCAACGGAAGACGGCAGCACACACGGCGGCGCCUGCUUCGGCAGGGCGCUGUUCGACUUUGCCGGCGACACGGAGGGCGACCUUCCUCUCUCGGCAGGAGAGGUUGUGGUGCUCCUCGGGAAGGUCAACGCAGACUGGUACCGGGCGCGCUCGCGUGACGGGCGCCUGGGGAUCUGCCCGACGUCCUUUGUCGAGGAGUUGGUGCGGUCGUCCGGAGAGCCCGUCACGCCGCGGAAGAUGGGACGCUUCAAUUCGGCGCCGAGCUGUCGGGCGGAGGAAGUACGGAGGAGGACGUUGCCACCCUGGGGUAGCCUCGCAGAAGAAGCAGAAGAUGCCAGGGAGCUCAAGAGCCUGCCCUCCGUCGACCGCGGCGAAGAGGGCGGCGAAGCCGAGGCGGCACCACCACCGCUUCGGAGGGCGAACACUCUGUCCAGCUCCGACAGUGCCGCUUUCAAGAGGGAGGUUGCAAGCUUUCACGAGAUCAAGCCAGUGGUCCAGCGGGCAGCCGUCCCCAGGCGGCCUCCCCCAGCUGCCCCGUCGUCCGUCUCGUCCGUGCCCAGCAGGACGGCCCCACCCAUCCCGCUAGACCCCUGGAUGGCGCCACCAUCCCAGCCGGAAGCCCAAGCACAGUGCAGUGGCACGUCGCAGGCAUCUCAGGGCGCUCCGGUGCGACCAGAGGAACAGGCCGCUAAGGAGGAGGAGCGGAGGCGCAAGCGUCGUGACCACCGGCAGUGUGUGGUGACAGAGCUGUUGCAGACGGAGCGUGACUACCUGAAGGCUCUGCAGAUGUGCUACGACAUCUACUUCAGCGACCAGGCCAAGGCCAAGAUGCGAAGCCUGGACAUUGAUGCAAUUACACUGUUUGGGAACCUGGACGAGGUGAUUGCGGUGUCCUCCCAGCUCCUGGGGUCGCUGGAGAGAGAGCUGGUGAACGCCGAAUCCUGUCAGCUCGUGGGGAAGUGCUUUGUGAGCGUGGCCGAGGAGCUCAAGGAGGUGUACGGCCACUACUGCCGCAACCACGACGACGUCAGCGGCCUCUGGACCAAGUACAUGGCCAGUCCCGCAGCGGCCCAGUUCCUGCAAGCAGGGGUGGAGCGCAUGCAGCGAGAAACCAACUGCUUCGACCUUCCCUCGGUGCUCAUUCGCCCUGUGCAGCGCAUCCUCAAGUACCCCCUCCUCCUUAACGAGCUCAACAAGUCAACAGAAGAGGGCCAUCCGGACAAGGUGAUGCUGGCCCAGGCCAUGGAGAAGAUGUCGGACGUGGCAACCUCCAUCAACGAGUUCAAGAGGAGGAAGGACCUCGUGUCCAAGUACCGCAAGGACCCUUCGGAGUCGACGCUCUCUAGGAGGCUGGCGAAGCUGAACCUGCAUUCGGUGCUGAAGAAGUCGUCCCGGUUCGGCGUCCGCCUUUCGUCCACUUUUGGACUGACCGCCGUGGAGAAGGACGAGCAGUUUGAGCGGACGGAGCGAGAGUUCAGACUACUGGAGAAGGCCCUCAAGCUCUUCCUCAAGAACCUCGGUGUUUUCUGCGACCAGAUGAAGGAGAGUGUGCAGGUGUCCCUGCAGCUGUCCGAAGAUCUGGUCCUCUUCUACCGAGACCGGAGCCCUGUCCCCGAGGUGGACAGGUACCGGAGUGUCCAGCACGCCAUCUGUGCCCAGCACUGGCAGGAGUUUGCGACGUCGGUGGAGCGUGACGUGGAGUCGGUGCUGAAGCAGCUGCUCCAGAUGUUCGGUGGCCCGGGCAAGCUGAUCACCAAGCGACAGCACAAGCUGCUCGACUACGCCGCCUGCAAGGCACGCGUCGACAGGAACCGAGACGUCACCAGGCACAAGCCGCUGGCGGACGAGCAGCAGGUGGCCAGGAACGUGUACGGGGCCCUAAACUCGCAGCUGCUGGACGAGCUUCCCAAGCUGUGCUCACUGUCGGCGGAGAUCCUCCAGUCGUGCGUCCAGGAGUUCCUCAGGGCUCGCAAGACCUUCGUGGGAAGGGCCACCCGGGAGCUGCUCACCCUCAUGGAGCUUCCGGCCAUGCAUGGCGCCCGGGGCAACAGCGACGUGCUGGAGAACUUCCGCAUCCGGCAGAGCGUGCUCCUGCGUGGCCUGGCGGAGCAGCCGUGCGCCAGCGAGCACAACCCGUUUGCGGCGCUGCUCUCCAAGGCGGACGCCACGAGCCUGUCGCGCGCCACGGGCGCCAGGGCCACCGCCAGGCUCAGCCUGGGCACCGCACCCGCGCAGACGGACAUGCAGCGGGUGUUCCUCAAGUCCAGCUACCCGGUGGAAUGCUUGUUCACGGUGUCGCAGGACUACGUCUCCGCAGACAUCUUGGACAUCGGCCUCAGGGCGGGCGACGUGGUCGGGGUGGUCAAGAGGAUGGACCCCAUGGGGAACCCCGGCAGGUGGUUCGUGGACGACGGAACAUCGAAAGGGUUCGUCGCCGCGGCACUCUUGCGGCCCGUCGUUCCGGGUGCAACCGCACCGGCCGUCUCUCCUCGCGUGUCUCCGCAGCCGGCCCUCACGGACCACGACCCCCCUCCGCCGUACAGCGCUACGGACCCCCUGCGGCCCGCCACCCCGAACCCGCCUCCCGGCCAGGCCCUCAACCCCAGCUUCAACCCCGCCUUCGUGGGUCGGGGCAAGUCCCCCUCCGCGUCCCCAGAGGCCUCCAAGCCCACCAAUUCCCCCGUCCCCGAGAAGCCUGCGACAGGAGACGAAGUGUCCGUCUACAACUACUCGUUCGGCCACCAAUCGACGAUGGAGCGGCACGCUUACGAAGAGAUUCCGGACGGAGAGAAAGGUCCAUCCAUCGGAUCGCCCGUCAAAGAGCCGCCGCCUCCGGCAGCGUCGCGGUACGCGAACUUGGAGUUCGAUCCGCUUGCUCCGACGGAUCUGCGAAACUCGGAAGAGGUCGACGCCAAGCCGAGGGCUCAGGAGACGGGUGUGGCGCCCUUUGGAUCGGCGCCCGUCGGCGCGCGUUACGGAAACCUGGUUCCCGACGGGACGGACUUCGUACCGGGGGUUGGAGGUGCGCUCUACGGAAACCUGGGUCCGGAACCGACGCCGCUUGCUGCCGCACCUGUUGCUGCACCUCCCGUCGUUAACGAGUACCACUACGCCCUCUACCCCUUCUCUGCCUGCGGUCCACACCAGCUGAGCAUCGCCCAAGGCCAAGUUCUGUUGGUGGUGCACCAGUGCGACCUGCACGGGAACCCAGAGUGGUGGUUCGUGCAGGACAGACACGGCAACCAAGGCUACGUGCCGGGCAACUACCUGCACAAGUACAGCCGGUGAUGGGGGCCCCCGCCACGUGGAGUCUUCAAUCUCUUCGACGAGGGCGUGCAAUGUGCGCUUUGUCGGCUGUUGGAAACAUCCCCUCUUGGUUUGGCCGGGCUGGGCUUGCCAAGUUACGAUUUGCGGCUAAUUUAGUUUGCUGAAUUUUGUGCCGUCUCUAGGAUAUUUUCUCAAUUUCUGCCAUGUUCGAAAUGUAGAUAUCGGCAGUUGGCAUUUUGUUUUGCAGGUCACGAUGAUUUUUGCUGGGAGCCUAUUUUUCUGAUUUCUGUCUGUUUUGUCUGCUGUGUGUGUCGUGGAAUUCCCAGACAACUUUCCCUUUGCUUUGUUGCGCAAGCUCAACAUCUAAGAUUAUUUUUACCUUUUUUGUCAACGGUGGCCUCGUGAUCGGCUAACAAGUACAACCCUUCUUUUUUUGAAGGCUUGGUUUCUUUCAGAACGUGCUAGCACCUAUACUAAGAAUGUAUGCAUGUUUAUAAAUUAGAGAAAGUCAUGCAGAUUGGAUAUAGGAUUGUGGCGUAGUGUCGCUUAUAAAUAUGCGAGAUUAGUAGUGCCACAAGUAGCUUCUUUUCUAUCGUCAUGGCCUUAUCUGAGUUAUCUUUCUGUGUUGUUUGGACGUUCCUAUAGCCUGGGGAUGCAGCAAAGCAUUCCCGUUCCUGAUUAUGCUUCGUAGGUCCCCAUAUCUGCAAAGAGAUGUUUCAAGCAAGGUACAAAUUGAGCCAUUUUCUUUCUUGUGAGGGAUGAUUUGGCUCUGCAAAUGUUUGUGAGAGCUAGCUGGACAUUGCAUGGUAUUGCCAUAACCACGGGCUGCCAGCUAGGUUUGUGGAGUUGGCAUGGCAGCUCAGAACUCAUUACCUUCCUCUGGUAGCUUACCGUUGUAGAACUAUGGAAUGAACCGAGCGUUGCAGCUUCGUGCGCCGGUUGCUCUAGUCUGGAGCUUUGAGUGUGUCUCGUACUUAGUUGUUUGGUCGUUUUGCCAUGCAACAUUCCUGUCCAACUAAACGUGAAUGUUCUUCUGGUGGUGCUCUUAUAUGUACGAGCCUUCUACAGUGUUUACUUUUGUUGAGUUUUCACUGUUGAUGUGUGCUGUUGGAUUGACCGAGCAUUGUCAGGGAAGGUAUGCCGAGUCUUCAACAACACAAGGCAAGUUUUGUACAUACAAGUUAGAUCUGCUAGUGUCAUACUUUAUUUUUAGCUAUGAACGGGCACUAAACUAUCUUUGCUGAGCUGGUUUGGCAGCUUGCAGAUUAUCUGAAUGUGUAAGAUAAACCGAGAACCAUUAUGCAAAGUACAUAUAUACUCAUUGAAGCAGCUGGGGAAGCUUCUAGGCUGGUGUGUACUCAAAUCUAACUUAAUUUCUUUUUCUUUUAGAAGCACACAUAAAUCUUUUUGCUCUUGCACAACUUUCUGUAUUGUUUGUUUAAUUUAAAAUAAAUAUUUUGGUAUUUGAUUUUG
Molecule: messenger RNA, 6163 nt
Organism: Ixodes scapularis (black-legged tick)
Lineage: Eukaryota; Metazoa; Arthropoda; Arachnida; Ixodida; Ixodidae
Product: dynamin-binding protein
Exons: 21
Coding region: 437-4711 (1424 amino acids)
Biological process (GO): intracellular signal transduction
Cellular component (GO): cytoplasm
Molecular function (GO): protein binding; guanyl-nucleotide exchange factor activity
Source: RefSeq, a predicted model, not a curated record